Molecule: messenger RNA, 3556 nt
Organism: Monopterus albus (swamp eel)
Lineage: Eukaryota; Metazoa; Chordata; Actinopteri; Synbranchiformes; Synbranchidae
Gene: nr2c1
Product: nuclear receptor subfamily 2, group C, member 1
Exons: 14
Coding region: 254-2083 (609 amino acids)
Biological process (GO): regulation of DNA-templated transcription
Molecular function (GO): sequence-specific DNA binding; DNA-binding transcription factor activity; zinc ion binding
Source: RefSeq, a predicted model, not a curated record
GUCAUUUUAACAACAACUCUGAGCUCUGAUACAAUGCAUCUGAAUGCAACAGAUUGAAAAUUAGAGUCUGAGCUCCGGGUUCAUCCAUACACAUUAGUUUAUAAAAUUGAUAUUUACGCAUGUUGUAAAAGCUGAAUGAAAUGUUCUAUGGGAUUUUAGUUUAUCACAGAACUCAAUCGGUGAUUAAAUGGUGUGCAUGCCUGAUGGGGUACUGAUGUGAAAAGCAGUGGAAGAAGCUGUGCGAAGUACCAGAAUGGAUGGACAGACUCAAAGGAUUCAACUUUUGUCAACAGACAACAACAUGGCUUUAGGACACAGAAUCCAGAUUGUUACUGAUCAGCAGACUGGCCAGAAGAUCCAGAUCGUCACAGCACUUGAACCAUCGUCCCCUGGAAAGCAGCAGUUUAUUUUAGCAAAUGCUGAUUAUUCCCCUGGUGGCAAGGUGAUCCUGGCCAAGCAGGAAGACUCACCCAGCAAGGUCAUCCUUGCCUCUCCAGAUAGUGCUGGGGUUAACCAGCUGUUGUUUGCCUCCCCUGAACUGGCUGGGUCACAGAUUCAGUUUGUGACUGAAGGCUCAGACCAGUCUGUUGUCAAGCCGAUUGUGGAGUACUGUGUUGUCUGUGGGGACAAAGCCUCAGGGCGUCAUUAUGGAGCCGUCAGUUGUGAGGGCUGUAAGGGCUUCUUCAAACGCAGCAUUAGGAAGAACCUGGUAUACACGUGCAGGGGUUCUGGAGAGUGUGCCAUCAACAAGCUCCACCGAAACCGCUGCCAGUACUGUCGACUGCAGCGCUGCAUAGCUCUGGGCAUGAAACAGGAUUCUGUGCAGUGUGAGAGGAAGCCUGUUGAAGUGACCACUAGAGAGAAAUCUGUCAACUGUGCAGCAUCAACUGAGAAGAUCUACAUCCGGAAGAACCUGUGUAGCCCUCUGGCUGCCACACCCACUUUUGUAUCUGACAAGGAAACUGCCAGGUCUACAAGUUUGCUUGAGUCAAGCAUGUUGUUCAACAUCCAGCAACCCUUCUCUAAGUUGGAAAAUACCAUCUUGAUCCCUGCAUCCCCUGACAAGCAGGAUGACCCAUCUCAGGGUGACCUCAGUACACUGGCAAAUGUAGUGACGUCCCUUGCCCACCUCAACAAGACAAGGGAGACAAGUGACAGCGGCAAUGAUAUGAUGGGAGUCGAAACGCUUAGCAACGGUGACAGCUCAAUGACAGAAAUCCAAGGAGACGAGCAAAGUGAUAUCACUCGAGCCUUUGACACCCUGGCCAAAGUCCUGCACCCUGGUGAUGGCUUACCAGGGAAUUCCUUGGAGGCCACAAUGCAGCUGAUAUCAGGGGACCAGUCGGGUCCUGUAGUAGAGUUAGACGGACCUCUACUCUCUGACAGCCAUAUCCCUUUCAAGCUUAUGAUGCCUUUGCCUGUGCCAGAGUACCUCAAUGUCAACUAUAUCUGUGAAUCAGCUUCUCGCCUACUUUUUCUCUCAAUGCACUGGGCACGCUCCAUACCUGCCUUUCAAACCCUUGGUGGCCAAGACGAUGACAUUAACUUAAUGAAAGCCUGCUGGAAUGAACUGUUUGCUCUGGGUCUGGCACAGUGUUCCAACAUUAUGAAUGUUGGUACCAUUUUAAGUGCCAUUAUCAGCCAUCUGCAGACAAGCUUACAGGAAGAGAAGCUGUCACCAGAGCGAGUAAAACUAGUAAUGGAGCACAUUUGGAGGAUGCAAGAGUUCUGUAACAGCAUGGCCAAGCUGUCCCCAGAUGCUUAUGAAUAUGCCUAUCUCAAAGCUGUUAUUCUCUUUAGUCCUGAUCACCCAGGCAUUGAUAAUACCCCACAGAUUGAGAGGUUUCAGGAGAAAGCCUACAUGGAACUACAGGAUUAUGUAACCAGGACCUACCCAGAAGAUUCCUAUCGGUUGUCCAAGCUGUUGCUCCGUCUUCCGGCCCUCAGGCUGAUAAGUGCAGCUGUCACCGAGGAGCUGUUUUUUGCUGGCCUCAUUGGCAAUGUGCAGAUUGACAGCAUCAUCCCUUACAUCCUCAAAAUGGAGUCCACUGAUUAUAAUAGCCAGGCGGCCUCUGGAGUCUGACACAGUGUGCUGUUUGUAAUGGCAAUGCUGGACUGUGAAAAUUCAACAGCCAAUCAGUAGUCGGAGGGCUUCACAAACUGGUCACUGAGUGGCCAUCACAUAUUGUAUUUAUGACACGGCAUUGACUCUCACAUCGCUCCUACUGCUGCCUCCUCAGUAGCCAGGCAGUAGAGGACAACUCACAAGGAGGAUAAAUAACACCAACUCCAGUGGCAAGCAAACUGCUUCACUGCCUCCAAACCUUUCCUUUUGUGCCGAUCUUGUUUGCAUUCUGAAGUAAUCGGGAUGCUUUGUUUUUCCACUGAUUUCCAGUAUGGUCAUGCUUUUUUAUUUUCUAAUACUUAUGGAGGAAAAAACUUGUUAUAAUGUUGAUUGAUUGUUGAGAUGUUAUUGCUAAAGGUUAGAACCUUUAUUUUUUAUGUUUGCCAAUCCAAAGGAUGGGGCAGCAUCACUUGUCAAAUAUUUGACAUCAUGUGGAAGUUAAUUAUGUAUAUAGACAGCACCAAGAAGGCUGUAAUAGGCAACUCUUGGUACAAAUCAUGACAAACAUGGACGGAAAAUGAUGGCCAAGUCAUUUGAAAAUAAAGGAAUCUUUCAGUCAUGUUUCCCUAUUAUAUACACAUUUGAACUUUCAUUUUAAUUGACAAUAUACUCCAAGUAUGACUUGGUGGGACUGAUUCUCACUAUUUACCUGUUCAACAUAAAUGUUAUGUAAUGCUCAUAAGAGUCAUAUUAAGCUUUUCAGCAGCAGCAGCAGCGCGCUACAACUUAUUUUGUAUUUUUGCCAAUGUGGACUACAAAAGCAGUCUAAAUAUGAUGUUGGGGCCAUGCUCACUCAUGUUAGAGCAGGCUUUCUGUGUGGAUGCACAAUUGAAGUAUUUUCUCUAGUACUGCCUGUUUGUGUUGUAUGUUUAGUUUGCACUCAGUAAAUACUCGGGAGUAUUUUCAUGUGUCAUUGCUGCAAAAAACCUUGAAAUACAAGAAUAACGGUGAAAGCUAGAUACGCAUUCUGUUGUUGACAAAUGCACCAAGUCAAUCAGCUUUUUAGCCCUGUCAUUCAAAGCCCACUGAGGAGAGAGUAGCACUGUAGUUUUUGUGAUCAGGGUUAAAUAACCUGGUGCUGAAACAGAAACUGUCCCCUUGCGUAUUUUUUUUUGACUAUAGGGUACUGGAGACAGGUUGUCUUCUUUGUAACCACGUGCAGUAGUUGUAAUUUGACAGGAUAAGUGUAUUGGCCCACAGCGGACCUCUUCCAAGAAGCAGGUUAAUUAAGUUAUCUUUGAAAGUAGCUCUGUUGUAAAUGUAUCUGUUACAGACCUGAUGAAUUUCUACUUUUUAUUUAAUGAUGCAAUCAAGAAAAUUCCGUAGUUCUGCUUCAUGUAACCUGCCCCCAAUUCUUUAAACAGCAGAUGGCUCACAUGUUCCUUUUGAAUUAAAAACACAAGAACUGCAUCCAACCCCAGUGGUGUUUUG